Messenger RNA from Pelobates fuscus (common spadefoot toad), 5343 nucleotides. RefSeq names its product APC membrane recruitment protein 2 (gene AMER2). Gene Ontology annotation, molecular function: beta-catenin binding; phosphatidylinositol-4,5-bisphosphate binding. Gene Ontology annotation, cellular component: plasma membrane. The record is from RefSeq and is a predicted model, not a curated record. Gene Ontology annotation, biological process: regulation of canonical Wnt signaling pathway. The transcript is spliced from 2 exons. Lineage: Eukaryota; Metazoa; Chordata; Amphibia; Anura; Pelobatidae. Bases 121 to 1839 code for a protein of 572 amino acids.
UCCCUGCGGUUGCUAUGGAGAUGGACAGGAGCAGCCGAGAAGCUGCUACUGACAAAAUCAGCAUCAGGCAUCAGCGGGGGUCUGCAGGAAGAAGGAGGCAGGAUCAGGGAGGCUGCAAACAUGGACUUGCAUUGUGAUUGUGCUGAUUCUCAAGCAGCAGAGCAGCCGUCUGGGAAAAUCAACAAGACUGCCUUUAAAUUAUUUGGGAAGAGGAAAUCUGGCAGUGCCAUGCCAACUAUAUUUGGUGUGAAAAACAAGGGGGAUGGUAAAAACACAGGCAAAAUGGCAAUGGUACGGAGCAAGACCCUGGAUGGACUAGCCGAGGUUGUGCUGGAGAGCAACAACAAGAAAGAGGAGCAGGAUGCUGGGGCGGCCGCUGUUUCUCCUACACCUGCCGCCGGUGACAAGGUGAACCCUGAUGUAAAUCCAACGAUGGUGACAAUAAAGGCAGAUGUGGCUUCAAACAGCUCCGUGGCAAAGUCCCACAGUUUUUUUAAUUUGCUGAAAAAGAGCAGCAGGUCGGAUACCGUGAGGGGAGAGAAUACCGAGCAGAAACCUGUCAGCAGACAAAAGAAAGGACUCAAAGGGCUAUUUAAUAGCAUGCGAUGGAACAGAAAAGAGAAAAGCUACAAAGAUGACAGGGAAGGGGCGACAGAAAAUGCACCUGGCCUGAUUUUGCCUGGAUCAUUGACUGCUAGUUUAGAAUGUGUUAAGGAACAAAUACAAAAACCAUUGUUGUGUGAAAGCGUAAAAGCCAAGGAGGAUGUUGCUGUCGACUCACUCUGUGAGGAACACGGUGGGGAAGUGAAUGCAUCGGUGGGGGAGCACCGAGAAAAGGACAGAGUGGAAUCUCCCUGCUCAUCACUACACAGUGGUGACAGCAAACCCCAAGAAAAUGGUGAUUUAGAUGGACAACACGUGGAGAACCUUACCCAGUUGCCAGGUCUAGAGGUGGACGCCCAGAACGAAAAGGAGGAUGAAAACAUAACAGGAUGUGGUGAUAUUAUUGCUGAUCAUGAUGACGAAGGAGGGAACAGCGUUGUUACGAGGAAUAUCCACGGUAAUGGCAAGAAACCUAUUAUUAAAAAGACCCCUAUCAUUGUUGCCUAUCAAGGAGGAGGAGAGGAGAUGGCAAGUCCAGAUCAAGUGGAUGAUACCUACAUACAGGAUGUUUGGGGCAUGGGGCCUCAGUCAGAGGAGGAGAGCAGAGAAAUGGAGAAAGCAAGCAGUCCAUUACAGGCCUCAGGCGAGGUAAACCGUAUUGACAUCACAUGUGAAGGGAAUUCAGUUAAACUGUCUAAACUCAAGCAGGUGGCAAAGAGUCGGUAUGAGAAAGGUGAUCAAAAGAUUACUGGUAGGGAACACAAAGAGUGUGUUCGGAAUAGUGAUGAGGGUUACUGGGAUUCAUCUACCUCAGGACCUGAGGAAGACCCAGCAAGGAAUGUGGCAAAGAAAGCACUUCUCGGAGACAGCUGUAGUGGAGACGCUUUGUAUGACCUAUAUACAGAACCUGAUGAAAACACAGCCAGAGCGCAUGCGGGCGAGGAAAUUCCAUGCCUGCCACGUUCCAAACCAUUGUCUCCAGUAACUGCCACAUGUCCUGCGAAAACCAGUUUUGCUAAGGAUUCAAAGAUACCUAUUAGCGUUAAACAUCUACCAGUCCAUCCACCCAGCCAAGGGGCCGACACUAGCGGUUCGUCAGCUGUGCAGCAACCAGUGAAAAGUGAACUGCCCAGAACAAAAAUCCCAGUCUCAAAGGUACUUGUAAGAAGGGUCAGUAAUAAAGUAAUAACGGGGACAUCAGGUAAACCAGUCUACCACGAUCUUGCCAGAAAGUAGUACUGGCUUAAGUGGAAAGCAAAGCCAAUCUAAUUUGUCCGGUUGUUGUCUCAAUAGCCUGCAGUUACUUUAAAAAAUACUUGUAAUCAAAUCUGUUUUUAUAAUGAAAUAAUCCAGGGCGGAUCUUCAGAUCAAGUUUGCUAAAACUAUUUUUUGUUUUGUUGGGAUCUUUUAUUUUAUUUUAUAUUUGUAUGUUCUCACUUUUCUCUGCACACGUUUCUUUCCCUCACUGAGCAAAAAAAAAAAAGUUCAAGAUUUAAUUGGAAUUUUUGAGACAGAUUGCCUGGAUCCCUAUUCUAUUAAUUGAACAUGAUAAUGUUUUUAUCGAUGGAUACAGGAACUCCAGCAUUUCCACAGAUAAUGGAGUUUAACUACAACGCUGCUCAGCCAAUGGAGUGGUAGUUCCCAGAAUUUGGGUUGUAAGAGGUUAUUUAUUACUGAAUUUAACACUGAUGUUUUUAAAUACCUGUUUAUGUUUAACAGUCAGGGAUCUUAACAAGCAAAGUUCAGCUUUAUUACAAGCACUGAAUUGUUUUGCCAAAUAUAUUGAAGCUGCUGGUUCCAAGACAAAAUGUACACAGUUAUGGGAUUACCACUGUCAUUUGAUGGAAAGUAAUUUAUCCCAGGUUGAGUGGUGUAUGAAUGAUUUAGGUAAACCUGAGGACACUUAUGCAGAUGCAGUAAAGCUUAUGACUGCUGCAAAAUUUCUUGGGAAGCAGAACUACUCAUUACAGAUAUACUCCAAAAAUUUAAAAAUCACUCAGACGAUAGGGUGGGUCCACCAAUGAGCACAACUGUCCCUCUAUAAUUCCCAGAAUGCCCUGUAUAAGGCAAAGUCUUUUAAUGUAAUAAGCUUUCUUGGCACGAGGUAACAUGAACAAUGACAAACCUACAAUAACUAAUGAUUUAAAUAUGAUUAAAGUGCAGGGGAAAAAAAAGAAUCUUUAAUUUAGCAGAGCUUGCAUUUUGUCUCACAGCCUUUCUGUUUGAAGCGUCUUUGCUUCAGUUAUUGUCUAUAGGAGUUUGUGGCCUUUCUUCCAUAAAUAGAGAAUUGUGAAGAACUGAAAAGGGAAUUAAACAUAUCGGCGAAAAUAGCAAAACUGGAAUAAUAGGUGAUGUGGAUGGUUUUUUUUUCAGUGUGAAUAUUUUGGGCCUUCAGUCUGCAAUUAUUGUGUCAAUGUUCUCAAUUCUCAAUUUAGUGAAUAGACUCCAAUGGACCAUUUGCAUUGUUCUCCAACAAUAGCACCAUUAAUUCUAAAGGCUGUUGAGUACUACAUGAUAAAUAAAGAUACCAUACCUUAGUGGUUAGUGAUUUAGUAGCUAGCCCAGAUCAAUCCUCAAGGUUAAAAUUUCAGUUCUGGCAGGGUUCUAGGAACAUUAUAGUGUUAGGACCUAACACUACAGUGUCCCUCUGUCUCCAUCUAGUCCCCUCCAAGCCAUGCAAUGAUUGAAAAUACUUUUAUUCACUUAUCUGAUUCCAACGCUGAGAUCCCUCAGCACUGGAUCAAGCUCCUCUGAAGUCAGGACGAUCUAAGAACCGAAUACGCAUGCGCAACAAGUGGCGCGCACAUAUUUGGCCUUCCUCAUAAGAAACCACUAAACCCUAUGGUGAACUUUGCAUGAGGAUGUCCAGCGUCGUUUCACACAGUUAACCUCUGUGAAACUAGAGGCAGUUUUAAACCUACAAUGUAAACAUUGCUGUUUCUCUAAAACGACAAUCUUUUACAUUGCAGGGUUAAAGGGACAGCAUGAAGUGGUCUUGGUGCUUAUAGUGUCCCUUUAAAUCAGAAUUUCAUCUGUCAGAGGUUGACUAUCUGAGUACGAAUGAAUUGGUUAAAGACAUUUAUUUGUCAGGAAAUACAACAAAAAAAAAAAAUACAAAGCUAAAUGUACUAAUGUAUUCUUCCUUGUAACAACACUUCAGUAAUUGCGUCCACUGCUGUAAAAGGAUCAUGUCUAUUAAAGCAGGGGAGCUGUAUACUUCAGACGGUACAUAAUUUUAUUUUUAUAAUUAUGGUUUAUUUUUCUAGAUUUAUUUUGAUAUGGUCCUGUCCCUUUCUGCAAUAUAAAAGCUGCCAUCUUGCAACUGCGCUGCAUUCUUUAUCUGAAGAUACAUGGCACAGUAAUUAUUAAUGCAAUAAUAUCUGGUGAACAUAAUCUAUGGAAUAGCGCUAUGCUUUGCAUUGCUCCAAGUUUACAUCUAGACCUUUUGAACUGUUCGUGUUUUGCAUUGAUAAAUACGGCCGAUGUUUUACUGGAUGACCCAUAUAUGAAUUAAAGAGACGCAAGCCAGCAUUGUAUAGGUACUAGAGUUUUUGGUUUUUAUACACUUUCUCAGUCUAAAGCAACCGUCUUUAUACAUGUACAGUACUUAUAAGGACCAAAUUCUGUUUAGUUUCAUGUGUAUUAUGUAAAUAUGUAUAUAUAUAUAUAUAUCUCUAUGUGAGUAAAUGUCUGUAUUAAUAUGCACAAAAAGACUGCCAUUUAUUUGACAUCAUAAAACACAAAUAGUACAGGGCUGUCCAUCUGGGGAUGUUUAGAAUGUUUUGUCACCCCCAUUUUGGCUUGGUUUUGAUUGAUGGGAGGUAAUGCUUCCAAUACCAAUCUUUAACCAUGAAUCCCUAACCUUAAUUUCUAACUAUAUUGAAUCCCAUAGCUUUCAAAUCUUUUACCAUUAUCUCUAAUUCCUAAACCCUAUCCCCCAACCUCUACCCCUCAAACAUGACCAUGUCAAUAUGGUGCUACCAAAACAUUCCAUUCUGGUCUAACUGGGACCAUACCUUUUGAUGUUCUUCAGACAACAUCUGUUUGAAGGCCUCAGUAUGACUGCCCCUUGAAAGAGAUAUGACGACAUAUUUCACAAACAUUUAUUAUUUUCUGCCUACAAAAUGCACAUUAAUAAUCCAUGUUGCUGUAUUUUAUUUUUUGUUCCUUUUUUAAACGGGCAAGAUAGCGUUGAUCAUGCAUUGUCAUGUGUUUGAAGCAAGGUCGUUUCCAAUAACAAACAGCUGGAAUGCACAAACAUAUUGCACAGCAGGUGGCUCAUACCUUCAAAAAUAUACAAACUAUAAAAUGUAUCUCAUAAACAUCUGUAUGGAUAAUGGGUGCAUACACACUGGUUAUGGUUAUACAGAAUUAGGAGUUUGCAGAAUGCAAUGCAUGAAUUAGUGGAUCACACCCUUCAUGCUGUAACAAAGAAUGUGAGAUUUGUUCGUCUAUUGGAUUGGAAUAACAGUUGAAGCCAAUGCGGCUUGUUUGGGAUUGCAACUCCCAUCAUCACAGGGCUAAUCAUGGUUCCCAAAGCCAAAUAGACUAAUUUGCCAUAUUGUUGAUAAAUAAAAAGCAUCCACAUAAUAGCAGGAUGGAUGACAGGUCUAAUUUAAGUAUAUACUGUCUUCAUUAACACUAUACACAUUGAAUGCUACAAGCCUAUCUACAAUUAUUCAUUGAUUUCUGAGUCUGCCAUAAUCAUACAUGUCUUCUAUUAUUUAUAUAUUAAUUACU